CGGGCUGUGGCUAGAACCCAGACUGCGGCGACGCGGAGGGGGCCAUUGGGACCCGGGGCUCGUCUUCGUGGGGCCGCUGGGCGGUGCGUGACGCGGACCGGAGCCGGGGCUGGGCGAGGCGACGUCGCUGCGGUCCAGGCCCCGAGGCCGAGCGGAGCUGCGGUGCUGCGGGGCGCUCGGCACCGCGCCCAGGCCUGGGAGCUUGCUCCCCCACCCCACUGCCGCCACCAUGGUCAGCAUCAAUGAGCUGCCCGAGAACAUCCUCCUGGAGCUGUUCACCCACGUGCCAGCCCAAGAGCUGCUGCUUAACUGCCGCCCGGUCUGCAGCCUCUGGCGAGACCUCAUCGAUGUGGUGACCCUCUGGAAGCGCAAGAGCCUUCGAGAGGGCUUCAUCACCAAGGACUGGGACCAGCCCGUGGCAGACUGGAAGAUCUUCUACUUCCUGUGCAGACUCCGCAGGAACCUCCUGCGUAACCCAUGUGGCGAAGAGGACAUGAGAUGGUGGCGGAUCGACUCCAGCCAGGGAAAUGGAUGGAAGGUGGAGAGUCUCCCUGGGGACCAUGGCACAAACUUUCCUGAUCCCAAAGUCAAGAAGUACUUUGUCACCUCCUUUGACAUGUGCCUCAAGUCCCAGAUGGUGGACCUCAAAGCUGAGGGCUACUGGGAGGAGCUGUUGGACACAUUCCGGCCUGAUAUCGUGGUUAAGGACUGGUUUGCCGCCAGAGCAGACUGUGGCUGUACCUACCACCUCCGGGUACACCUAGCCUCAGCUGACUACAUUGUCUUGGCCUCCUUUGAGCCUCCACCUGUGACCAUUGAACAGUGGAACGAUGCUGCAUGGACAGAGGUCUCCCACACCUUCUCCAACUACCCUCCAGGGGUUCGCCACAUCCUCUUUCAACACGGUGGCAAGGACACCCAGUUCUGGGCAGGCUGGUAUGGGCCCCGUGUCACCAACAGCAGCAUCAUCAUCAGCCACAGGACAGCCAAGAAGCCCGCCUCUGCCAGCGCCCUGCCGAUGCAGGGACAAGAGGAAGACACCCAGGGGCCCUUCCACAAGUCCUGAUAUCAGACAUCACCUGAGAGCAAUCCGUCCUCCCCUGCUGGGGUCUGCUCAAGAGAACUUCCAGGCAAGGGCUGAGCCGUACCAGCACCUGUCCCAGUACAACCUUGGGCAGACCUACCAACUCCUGCUAAUUUACAGUCAU
This is a messenger RNA of Nannospalax galili (Upper Galilee mountains blind mole rat), 1208 nucleotides long. Its product is annotated as F-box only protein 6. The coding region runs from base 230 to 1066 and encodes 278 amino acids. Gene Ontology annotation, molecular function: protein binding; ubiquitin protein ligase activity. The transcript has 6 exons. The record is from RefSeq and is a predicted model, not a curated record. Lineage: Eukaryota; Metazoa; Chordata; Mammalia; Rodentia; Spalacidae. Gene Ontology annotation, cellular component: SCF ubiquitin ligase complex; endoplasmic reticulum quality control compartment; cytoplasm. Gene Ontology annotation, biological process: glycoprotein catabolic process; SCF-dependent proteasomal ubiquitin-dependent protein catabolic process.